Molecule: messenger RNA, 3210 nt
Organism: Hyla sarda
Lineage: Eukaryota; Metazoa; Chordata; Amphibia; Anura; Hylidae
Product: netrin-4-like
Exons: 10
Coding region: 560-2497 (645 amino acids)
Biological process (GO): basement membrane assembly; substrate adhesion-dependent cell spreading; cell migration
Cellular component (GO): laminin trimer
Molecular function (GO): protein binding
Source: RefSeq, a predicted model, not a curated record
GACACUGAUGAAACUGACAGCCCGGCUGCUUCCAAGAGGAUUCAGCAUCUCAAGGAGGAAUGCGCCGAGGACCAGAGCAUCAGCAGGGAGGCUCAAGUGUUCUUCAAGUUUAGUAGAGGAAUUCAUGCAGGAUCACAGUCCUCUCCACUUCUUAUAACAAAGCUUAUCAUCUACAGCCCCUUAUCACCAGCUAAUGUAUAGAAGAAAUAUACAGAAUAUUUAUCUACUCACAUAGAUCUGCCCUUCUUGCUGGGCUGAUACAGUUAUUGGACUGAUCUGAGGAAGAGUGUGAGGGUGGAGUGCAGGCUGACAUCAAAGCUGUACAUAGGCAUGUGAAGAUAGGAAAUCUAAUUAUACUGUGUAUAAGGAGGGCAGGGAAGAACACACAAGCCAUCAGUCCUUCACACUAACCCCAAAGAUGGUAAUACCUAUCCCUAGAGAUGAAGAUGUUCUAUUAACAGCUUGAGGAGCAGAGGGCAAAUUCUGGGGUGACCCUGGGGCAGACUAUGCAGGGUUAAGGGGAGCUGAGCAGCCUUUAACUUCAUCACUUAUCACCUCUAUGGUCUGGGAUCCAUUUCCUGACAUGCAGAGCAAGGGAAUAACCUUCAUUGUGUUCCUGGAAUGGAUUGUCUCAGGGCACUCAGACUCAGAUUCAGUAAAGUUCCACCGUCUCCGUUGUGAUGGACAUUCCUGCAACCCGCCGGUUGGGAACCUUGCUAUUGGCCGGACACCCGUCACUCUUACCACUUGUGGCCAAAAUGUCAGUGAACUCUAUUGCUUCUAUCCUGACGGUCAAUUCCAACAGACACCAAUCUCUUGCAGCCAAAGCCAGUGCAGAAAAUGUAGUACAAACCAGCCUGAGAACUCCCACCUUCCUUCCCACAUGACAGAUGAUGUCUUCUCCAGUCCGGCUACUUGGUGGCAGUCAGCACAAGGCGUCCUCAGAGAGGAGAUCAGGUUGGACUUUGAGACAGAGUUUUACUUGACGCAUGUUAUCAUGGUCUUUAAGUCCCCCCGUCCUGCAGCAAUGAUCCUGGAGAGGUCUCUUGACCAUGGAAAGACUUGGAGAGCCUACAAGUACUUUGCUACUAACUGUACAGCUACUUUUGGCCUUCAGGAUGACCUGAAUGAAGAGGGAUCACAGUGCACCUCCAGGUAUUCUGAUGCUUGGCCCUGUACGAGAGGAGAGGUGAUAUUUCGAGCCUUAAAUCCAGCUAAUAGGAUUGAAGAUCCCUACAGCCCUGAGGCACAAGAACUGCUGAAGAUUACCAACCUGAGACUUCUGUUAUUAAAGAGGCAGGAAUGUCCCUGUCAGGCUUUGCUGGGGUUACGGGAAAAGCCCCAAAGAUUCGCUCAUUACGCCAUUUAUGAUCUGAUCGUGCGUGGAAGCUGUUUCUGCAAUGGACAUGCGGAGGAGUGUGAGCAGGUGGACAGUGCGCCUGGAUCUGAAGCUGCUGUCCAUGGCAAAUGUGUGUGCCAACACAACACUGCGGGGGAUCAUUGUGAAAAGUGUGCCCCGAUGUACAAUGAUCUACCAUGGAGGCCAGGAGAUGGGAAAAGUGGAGACCCCAAUGAGUGCAAACGCUGCCGUUGUCACAAUCAUGCUGUCAGCUGUCGCUUUGAUCACAACGUCUGGCAGUCCUCUGGAAAGAAGAGCGGAGGAGUGUGUGAAAACUGCCAGCACAACACAGAAGGGCACCGCUGCCAAAGAUGCAGGGCAGGCUACUUCAGGGAUCACACGGAGCCCAUCAGCUCCCCUCUGGCAUGUAAAGAAUGUUCCUGCAAUACAAUUGGCUCAGUGAAUGAAACACUGAACCGAAGUUGGAAGUGUGACCCCAAAACUGGUUUCUGUUACUGCAAAUCUGGUGUGGCCGGCCCAUACUGUGAUCGCUGUUUGAUGGGAUACUGGGGGUUUGGAGAGAAUGGCUGUCGACCAUGUGACUGUGCAAGAGACUGCAACCCUGACACAGGGGAUUGUCAGAACAGCAAUGACAAUGGGCAUUAUCUAAACAUUCCUAUUGGUGGCCGGAUUCCUGAUAUCAUAGACGCACCAACCAAUGACAGUGAAGACAACUGGAAGUGGACAAGUGAACAGGGCUUUUCAGCUUUGCGACAUCCAGAGAAGUGUGUGUGCAAGGAGCGGAUGCUGGGGAGCAUAACGGAUUUCUGCCAGAUGAAGUAUGCGUAUGUCAUAAAAGCAAGGAUCCUGUCCGCACAUGAUAAAGGAACACAUGCAGAAGUAGUUGUAAAAGUAAGAAAAAUCCUAAAGUCAGGAAAAGUGAAAAUUGGUCGGAACAACCGGAGCAUCUAUCCUGAAUCGUGGACCAAUCGUGGCUGCACAUGCCCCAUCCUUAACCCAGGUGUAGACUACCUAAUAGCAGGACCUGAAGACACCUGGAACAACAAACUACUGGUCAACAUGAACAGUCUGGUCAAGCCCUGGAAGGCAGUUUGGGCCAAACAGGCCAUUGACUUCAUCCGCUUUGGCUGCAAAUAGGUCUUGAGCAUCUUCGAGCAGUUGACUUGAUCCUUCAGAUUUUCUCAUAAGGGCUUUUUCUUCUAUUCAUCUACCAGUAGCAUAGAUCUCACUCCAUAAACAAGGAACACUUAGGCCAAGCUUCAUCCUCUGGGGCCUCUCAGAUCGAUGAGCAAUGACAGAUAGAAACCUCCCGGAAAUAAGCUCACGGCACCAAAAAUCAUGUGAUCAGGAAAGCUCCAAUGCUGUGACUGGUCGUUUUCUUGAUGAAUAAUGCUGCUUGCAACCCAUUAGAAAUCUAUGAUGACUUUGGAUAGAUGUUCCAUUGCUGGAGAAUACACUAGAUGUGAAAAAUCAUUGACCUGUGACUGUACAAUGGGACACAAUUACUAGCAUCCAACCAAAGACUAAAUUGAUCCAUCUUGGACAUUUUGAAGAUGCAGAACGUCGUCUUACACUGUGGCUGACUGCAGUUAUACAUAGGGAAGGAAUUGUCUCUGGAGAUUCGCAGCACUGACGUUAUGUGACAGAAAGAAGUGGACGCCGUUUCCUGUCCGGUCCAGUUGAAGAACCUUAAAUGGUUAACAACAGGGAUCACUAUAUGCAACCAAAUGGAGAGAAGAUCUACUGCAGGUGUAAUGUACUGUGCCAAGAUAUAUACCUGUGUAGUAGAGAUGAGCGAACUUACAGUAAAUUCGAUUUGUCACGAACUUCUCGGCUCGGCAGUUGAUGAC